Capronia coronata CBS 617.96 is the source of this 1101-nucleotide messenger RNA. RefSeq names its product pyruvate formate lyase activating enzyme. Gene Ontology annotation, molecular function: iron-sulfur cluster binding; catalytic activity. Lineage: Eukaryota; Fungi; Ascomycota; Eurotiomycetes; Chaetothyriales; Herpotrichiellaceae. The transcript has a single exon. Bases 1 to 1101 code for a protein of 366 amino acids. The record is from RefSeq and is a predicted model, not a curated record.
AUGCUCAGAUCAUUCGUCGCUAGCCCAGCCAUCACCAGGGCGCCUGCGUCAGUGCCUCGCGCCUCGAUUGCGCUUCAACCGAGCAGGCCCAACCGACGCGGGCUGCACCUAGCCCCUCCCUUUCUGCUUGACGACUAUAUCCCUAGAUACCACCUGAUUUCUUCGAUCGAUGCUGCGAGGAAAAGAGCCGCAGCAUACGCCCACUUACGACAAUGUAACCUUUGCCCUCGCCUUUGCAACGUGAACCGCUACGAGACAACCGGGCAUUGCCUGAUUGGGGCAGAGACCGUGAAGGUGUCAACCAUCGCUCCCCACUUCGGCGAGGAACCUUGCUUGCAGGGGCAUAACGGUUCUGGCUCCGUGUUCUUCAGUGGAUGCAACUUGCGUUGCGUCUUCUGCCAGAAUCACGAUAUUGCACAUCAAAAGAUUGGGUUUGACCUUACGCCUGAAGAACUGGCUGAAUGGAUGCUGAAGCUACAAGAGGUGGGCCACGUGCACAACAUCAACUUUGUGACCCCGGAGCAUGUCGUUCCACAAGUAGCCCUUGCCAUAUUGACAGCGAGGGACAUGGGACUCAGGAUUCCCAUCGUGUACAACACCAGCUCCUUUGAUAGUCUGGAAAGCCUCAAACUCAUGGACGGCUUGGUCGAUAUAUAUCUACCUGACUUCAAGGUUUGGAACAACGAAACAAGCAAGAGGCUGCUCAAGGCCGACAACUAUGCCGAUGUCGCCAAAGAAAGUAUUCAGGAGAUGCAUCGACAAGUCGGCGACUUAUGCUUUACACCAGAUGGUAUUGCUAAAAAGGGUGUUUUGGUACGCCAUCUGGUGAUGCCGGGUAAAGAGCAAGAGGGUGUGCAGAUCAUGAAGUGGCUGUCUCAGACACUUGGGAGGGAUGUCUUUGUCAAUAUCAUGGAACAAUACCACCCAGAUGCACAUGUCGGUAAGCCCAAAAGAGGUUCUCGAGACAAUACCGACAAGCGAUACGCAGAGAUCAACAGAGCCGUCACUCACGACGAGGUCAAUGUCGUUCAGAAAGCCGCUCGGGAGGCCGGUCUUUGGAGAUUCAUUGAGCCUGCUCGGCACGGUGGGUGGAACAUCUGA